GUCUUUGUUAUAAAAGUGAGCUUGUUGGAAUAGAGUUGACAUACAGAACAUUAGACUUCUUUCCUUCCUGACGUGUUCUACACAAAACUAAAUCCUAUAAUGACUGGAGUUAAAGGAGGUCAUGGCCAACAGAGCCAACAAUGCCAGCAAGGGCAGCAGGGUCCUUAUGGAGGUAACGGCCAGCAGAACCUCCAUGGAGGAUAUGUCAAUCAAAGCCAACAGUACCAGCAAGGGCAACAGUGUCAUCACGGAGGACAACAUGGACAACAAGGACAACAUGGGCAGCAUGGCAGCCAUGGACCUCAGAAUCUAUCCCAGUGCAACAAUCCCUGCCAAGAUCCUUGUCAACAGCAGCAAGGUGGACAUCAAGGUGGUAGGUUCUAGGCUAACGCUGAUACGAAAGUGAACUUCUAGAUAUUAGAUUCAGCAUCACCUUGGGUCCUUACAAAUAAUAAUACAGAUUGAACAAAUAUAGUGGUAAACUAAUGUUUAAAUGAAAACAUUUCAAUAUUUGCAAGCUCCAAUAAUGAUCAGUGUAUUUUGCAGUAUUUCUCCAAACACUAUUUUAUUAUUUAAUCUAUUGAAGUUACACAUUUUAUUUUUAAAUUGAGCUUUUCUCGUAAUAAUAUCACAUUUGUUAAAUAAAUAGCACCUUUGUAUAGAACAUAAGUAGCAUAAAGUAAUCUGAUUUCCAAGCACAAAUGGCAAGAUACUGUUAUAUAUGCUUUAUAUGUUUACUGACUUUAUUAUAUUUUUACAGGAUGGAACGCUGGGCAACAAUGUCAGGACCAGGGGUCUUAUGGCCAGAAAUAAGGUAAAUAUAUCAUUACUGACUAAGGCUUUCAGGAUUAUAACAAUUCUAACACAGCUAAAGUUACAAUAGAUUCCUGUUAAAGUAUACAUAGGGAAUACAGCUAUAUGUUAUAACUCCAUCUUCACCUGACGGGUCCUCUUUGGUGCUGACGUCACUGCAGUACUUUUCCAUUUGCACGAGAGGCACAGCCAAUUCCCUGCAGCUGUCACUGAUGACGACUGCAGAGAUUGACUCUGUAACUUCGCCUUGAGUCAAAAAAAGUCAGGUGGAGGAGAAAUACAGAGACAAAGUAGUCCCAACUGUGUCUGUAUGCCUCUUGACUGGGAUGGAAUUUCAGACCAACACCAAACCAAAAAUAAACUUUUGAUUUAAUUUCCUCUUUUGUGCUUGCCACAGAAAUAGUUAUUACAUCUAUGAAUUUGUUGCAAUAUUUCAAUUCCAUACAUAUGUCACUCUUCCUACUUAUGACCUAAAUUAUCGGACUUCACAAUUCCUUCCAAACAGCUUAAGUUGGGCUAGCCAUAUUUAUACUCUGUUUGUAGGUUUUGCUUUCACCACUCUAAAUAUGCACAAAAGGAGGCAAGAUUAUUCAUCCUUGGGUUAUUGUUAAUGUUUCUUUUGGAUAUGACAAUGGAAGACAAUGGUCUCCUGACUGGUCACUUAGCAUAUCAAAAGAAUUCACAACGCAUGUGUCAUUUUUAACUUCUUGCAAAGGUGCUGGUUGAAAUCACAGCUUUAAAGAAAAGAAUUCAUGCUGUAAUCCUUUUGUUGUAUCACCCUGUACAAUCAAAUUAGCUCCUCUCAUGCUGAAAUUGGCCAUACCAUCUCUACUAGGUAGCUAAUUCAUCUAUACACUACACACAUCACAUUAAAUAGCAUUAUUCUAUAGUACAACAAUGAAUUAUGUAUAUGUACCCUUGACUUGACACUAGUAGUUUUUAAUACAUAUAGACUAGUUUUUAAUAAAUAUAGACAUUCUUCGUUAAGAAUUGUCUAUAUUUAGUAAUAACUGGAAAGUGUCUAGUCUGUUUAAUAAUAAAAUCUGUUUUUGAUUUGGCUAAAAUGUCCAGUCUAUCAGAAGUUAUAAUUUCAAUCAGGAUACUAAUGAGAAUACACUAAUGGCUUUCUCAUAUCUUUAUUUAUGAAAUGUAUACAUCUUGAAGCAGCAGAGGUAGAAAUAGAUAAAUAGCUAUUUUUAAGAACGAAAAUAUAUAGUUUUAGUUCUUUUUAUGAACUAUUAUAAAUACAUUUAAAGGGGACCUGUCCAUUCUCUGGAAUUUCUACCGAUAGAUAAAAUAUUCCACAUCACCUAGAACUUUAGCUAACCUAUUUUCAUGAGAUGUUACAGAUAUUACAAAUGGGAUCAUAGCUAACUGGUGUCUUGCUGCAUAUUCAUAUUUCUGCUUUUGUAUUGUUACUAGUAAAAAAAAUAAAAAAUUAAAAAGUGUUUUUGCUGUACUUUCCUUAUAAUUACACAUUCUGUUUUCUUUUUAGAGACAUUACAGAAAGUGGGAAAGACAAUGACAGUAAAAUUAUGCCAAUCACAUGUCGCUGGUUGAUCCAUUUAUGCUUGUGGAACCACACAAAUAAAUAAAAUUCUUAUUGCAAAUUUAAA
Pelobates cultripes (western spadefoot toad) is the source of this 2429-nucleotide messenger RNA. Lineage: Eukaryota; Metazoa; Chordata; Amphibia; Anura; Pelobatidae. The record is from the annotation of a GenBank genome assembly.